Maudiozyma saulgeensis is the source of this 3594-nucleotide messenger RNA. NCBI's taxonomy places the organism in Eukaryota, Fungi, Ascomycota, Saccharomycetes, Saccharomycetales, Saccharomycetaceae. The record is from the annotation of a GenBank genome assembly.
AUGUUUAACAUUUUUGGUUUAUCAAAAUAUAACAAUAACUAUAAUAACAAUUAUAAACUAUUAGUUGUUGAAACAAAUUCAAAUUUUUUUAAAACUUUUAGAAAGUAUAAACUUUACUUUUUAACAACUUUCGCUAUGGUUUUAUUAUUUUCGUCAUUUUUGGCGGCUUUAACUGUUGCUCCAAAGUUAUCGUCUGCUAAAGAUACUUCAAAUUCUGAAACUGAAACUUUACCAACUUCUAUUGUUCAAGAUAGAACUGGUAUUAUUAAAUCUGCUGAAGAUCAUGAAUUAGACUAUAAUAAUGAUAAUAGAUUAGCCUCUAAACAAUUUUUUGAACUAUUACAAGAUACUAAUAAUACUUUUUAUGAUGAAGAAAACGGUAUCUUAGGUACUAGUUUCUUUUCUCAAAAUGUCUUCAGUAGACAACCUUAUGUUGCAAAUGGUUACAUUGGCUCGAGAAUUCCAAAUGUUGGUUUAGGUUACGCUAGAGAUGAAAUAACUUUAUUUACUAAUGAAUCUGCUGCUUUAAACAAUGAUUGGCCUCAAUUUAAUCCAAGGUAUGCUGGUUCCUUUGUCGCAGAUUUCUAUGCUUUAGAAGAACAUCUAACAAAGACUAAUUAUCCAGAAUUAGAUGACAAAGGUUAUCCAAAUAUUAUCGCUUCUAUUCCAGAUUGGACUGAUUUACAAUUUAAGAUUGCUAAUACUCCUUUAUGGUUCAAUGCUUUGAAUGUCACUGCUGAUCAAGUCACUAACUAUUCUCAAAAUAUGUCGAUGAAUAAUGGUAUUGUUAACACUACUAUGGAUUGGUUAGAUGGUUUAUUACAUGUUUCUUCUCAAAUUAUUGCUCAUAGGGAUAUUUACCCAUUGGGUUUCGUUAAUCUAGAAGUCUCUUUGAACACUGAAAAUUUGCCAGCUAACUUUACUGAAUGUCCUUUGGAAUUUUUUGAUAUUUUCAAUCACAAUACCUCAUGGAGAACUUACUUACAAGAUUCGGGUUAUGAUGAAAAGAACGGUGGUAUCUUUAUGGUCGUUGAACCAGAUAAUGUUCCAUACAAUAAUGCUGCGUUAUUCUCUACUGCUGAACUUGAACUUCUUUCUUCUACUGGUGAUGUUGCUAAUAAUGUUUCAUUCAGUGCCAGUGAAAGUAACUUAGCUGGUAUCGCUUCUCAAACUGCUAAUGUAACUUUAACUAAAGAAAAUCCAAAGAUUAUUGUUAGAAAAUAUGUCGGUGUCAUGUCUUCAACUUUCAGUUUAACCAACAGUAGUAACUUAGAUACUGCUGCUUCUUAUGCUAAUGAAUACAAGGGUCAAUAUACCCAAUUAUUAGCUUCUCAUGAUGCUGCUUGGGCUGAACUUUACGGUGAUGCUAAGAUUGAAAUUCCAUCUGAUUCCUUUUUGGAAUUAGCCGCUAAAUCAUCUCUAUUCCAUUUAUUGGCCAAUAGUAGACCUAACAAUGUAACUCAAGAAAGAGGUAUGUUAAUGCCAGUUAGUGGGUUAUCCUCUGACUCUUAUGGUGGUUUGGUUUUCUGGGAUGCUGAUAUGUGGAUGACUCCAGCUCUAUUACCAUUUGCUCCAAAGGUCGCCAAAAACAUUAACAGCUACAGAAAUGCCACUCAUCACCAAGCUCAAUUAAACGCAAGAGAGUACGGUUAUGCCGGUGCUGUUUACCCAUGGACUUCUGGUGGUUUUUCCAAUUGUACUUCAACUGGUCCAUGUGUUGAUUAUGAAUACCAUCUAAACAUUGAUAUUGCUUUCUCAACUUUGUCGUUAUUCUUAAGUGGUGCUACUGAAGACUUAAACGAUGAUUACUUGAGAUAUACUACUUGGCCAUUGGUUAAGGAUGCUGCUGAUUUCUUCACUAGUUUCGUUAAAUUGAAUAGCCAAACUGGUAAAUAUGAAACUCUAAACACUACAGAUCCAGAUGAAUAUGCUAACCACGUUGACAAUGGUGCUUAUACUAACACUGGUAUUAAGACUUUGAUGAAAUGGGCUACUGAUAUUGGUACUCAUUUGAAUGAAUCUGUCGACUCCAAAUGGAUGGUUAUUUCUAACAACAUGGUCAUUCCAAGAGCUGAAUCUGGUAUUACUUUAGAAUAUACAGGUAUGAACAGUAGUGUUGAAAUUAAACAAGCUGAUGUUACUUUAGUGGUUUAUCCAUUAGAUACCAUUGACGAUCCAAUCAGUGCAGCUUACGCUAUUAAUGAUUUAUACUACUACUCUGGUAAACAAGCCGCUUCUGGUCCAGCUAUGACAUACCCUGUGUUUGUUGCUGCUGCACAAAGUCUAUUAAACCACGGUUCAUCUUCUCAAUCAUACUUAUACAAGGCUAUUGUACCAUACAUGAGAAUGCCAUUCGCUCAAUUCAGUGAACAAUCUGAUGAUGAUUAUGAUACUAAUGGUAAUCUAAACCCUGCUUUCCCAUUCUUAACUGGUAAUGGUGGUGUUUUGCAAAGUAUUGUCUUUGGUUUGACUGGUAUUAGAUACUCUUAUGAUAUGAACAACCAUACAAAAAAAAUGGAUAGAUUCUUAAAGUUCGAUCCAACUGAGUUAGGUACUCUACCUCAAGGUAUAGCAAUCAGAGGUUUCCACUACAUGGAUAAUGUUAUUGAUUUCAUUAUUAAUGAUACUAACGGUACUGUCGUUAACAAGCAAGGUAACAACUCUAUUACCAUCAUGGUUCCAAACAGAGACAAGUAUGAUGACACUAAUGUUCAUUUCUAUACUCCAUCUAAUAACACUUUGAAACGUCGUUCAUACUGUCAAGUUAAAGUCGCCGAUGAAGGUAUUUACUACACUAUUAACCCAGGUCAAGAACUAGUCAUUCCAGUUUACAAGCCAUUGCUAUCUGUUAAAGGUAAUCUAGCCGAACACAGACAAAUUACCAACUUAACAAGUGGUGUUGCUGGUGAUGUCGGUCUAUCUGCUGUUGAUGGUAAUAAUUACACCCACUGGCAACCAGUUGACAAGAACAACGCUAAAUUAUUGAUCGACCUAGGUUCUGAACAACAAAUCAACAAGGGUUACAUUGACUGGGGUAGCAGACCAGCCAAGAACAUUUCUAUCUCUAUUUUGCCACAUUCUGAAUUACUAGAGUCACUAUUUACAAAUGUUACUUCCAUUAUCGAAAAUAGUAAUGGUACUACUGAAGAAGCUACCGCUGAGGCCUUAGCUUAUUUGGAACAAUAUAUGUCGUCUGGUAAUGGAUCUAUCUCUGGUACAUGCAGCUCUGAUAUUUCUGAUAUUCUAAAUUGGAAGUUAGGUUCGUUCAAUAACAUGAUUCAAUCCUUACCAGAUAUUGAACCUUUACGUGAAACUUUUAUUACAAUUGUCGAUAACCAAAAUGUUGUUCCUUCUCUGCCAUACUAUUCUGAACUUGCUGUCACUGAAGAAGUUGUUUUAUUACCAGGUAAUAUUACUACUUUCAAUGUCGAUUACAGCAAGGUUAAAUACGACACAUCUUUAAGUUGUCUACCAGGUGCUAGUUCCGAUGAUUGGAAGAAGGCAAGAUAUGUCGUUGUUUCCGUACAAGGUACUUACGACAAUGACACUUAUCCAUAUGGUGCCACGUUGAACGAAAUUAUUUUACAAUCCUAG